UUUUAAUGACAUGGUGACGGAAGCAAAUCCCAAGAACUGUUUUCUUUGUGGAAUCCAACUUCUUCAAAUGAGCACUCAACUUACAGAUCCAAAACGUCACUCUUAAGCGCAUCCCUGCUAUAACAAACCCAUCAAACUAACCGAUCGCAUCAUCUUUACAAAAAAAGGAUUAUUGUUUGUUUGUUUUUUUUCCUUGGAAUUGAUGGGUUUUGUCAGUAAUGUACUGGGUUUUUGUGGAUUCGGAGUUGGGAUUUCAACGGGUCUUGUGAUCGGGUAUUUCCUCUUCACCUACUUCCAGCCUAACGAUGUCAAGGAUCCUGAAAUCCGUCCAUUGGUUGAACAAGAUUCAGAGACUUUACAAAGGAUGCUUCCAGAGAUACCGCUCUGGGUAAAAAACCCAGACUAUGACCGUGUUGACUGGAUAAAUAAGUUUUUGGAAUAUAUGUGGCCUUAUCUUGACAAGGCCAUUUGCAUGACUGCCAAGAAUAUUGCCAAACCCAUAAUUGAGGAGCAAAUUCCUAAGUACAAAAUUGAUGCUGUUGAGUUUGAAAAACUUACAUUAGGAUCUUUGCCGCCAACUUUCCAAGGUAUGAAGGUUUAUGUCACAGAUGAGAAGGAGUUAAUCAUGGAACCAUCAAUAAAGUGGGCUGGAAAUCCUAAUGUUAUUGUUGCUGUAAAAGCAUUUGGCCUUAAAGCAACUGUCCAGGUUGUGGAUUUGCAAGUGUUUGCUCUACCACGUAUUACCUUAAAGCCUUUGGUCCCAAGCUUUCCAUGUUUUGCUAAUAUCUAUGUGUCCUUGAUGGAGAAGCCCCAUGUUGACUUUGGAUUGAAGCUUAUAGGGGCUGAUCUCAUGUCAAUACCUGGUCUUUACAGGUUUGUCCAGGAGCUCAUCAAAAAUCAGGUUGCGAACAUGUACCUUUGGCCUAAAACCCUUCAAGUGCCAAUUCUGGAUCCAGCAAAAGCUUGUAAGAGGCCUGUAGGAAUUCUCCAUGUGAAAGUUGUAAGGGCAAUGAAGCUAAGGAAGAAAGAUCUUUUGGGUGCAUCAGACCCUUAUGUUAAACUAAGGCUAACUGAGGAUAAGCUUCCAUCUAAGAAAACCACUGUGAAGCAGAGGAAUUUGAACCCUGAAUGGAAUGAGAAAUUUGAUAUAAUUGUUAAAGAUCCUCAGACCCAGGCUUUAGAGCUUCAUGUUUUUGACUGGGAGAAGGUUGGCAAGCAUGAUAAGAUGGGAAUGAAUGUGGUUCCUUUGAAAGAACUUACUCCUGAGGAGCCAAAACUUAUGACCCUUGAACUCCUUAAAAAUAUGGACUUAAAUGAUGCUCAAAAUGAGAAGUCACGUGGGCAGCUUGUGGUUGAACUAACAUAUAAGCCCUUCAAAGAAGAUGAAAUACCAAAAACUUUUGAGGAGUCAAAAACAGUGCAGAAGGCUCCUGUGACUGCACCUGAUGGCGGAGGUAUGCUUGUAGUCAUUGUCCAUGAGGCGCAGGAUGUUGAAGGAAAGCACCACACUAAUCCAUAUGUGCGGAUUCUCUUUAGAGGCGAGGAGAAAAAGACCAAGUAUGUGAAGAAAAACAGAGAUCCAAGAUGGGAAGAGGAGUUUAUAUUUAUGUUAGAUGAACCACCUAUUAAUGAUAAAUUGCAUGUGGAGGUUCUCAGCAGUUCAUCAAGGAUGGGCCUGCUGCACCCAAAGGAAACCCUAGGUUACAUUGAUAUCAAUCUGUCAGAUGUUGUUAACAACAGAAGAAUCAAUGAGAGAUACCAUCUUAUAGACUCAAAGAAUGGACAGAUCCAGAUUGAGUUGCAAUGGAGAACUAAAUGAGCUCAGCGUUUCUUUCAUUUUUUAUAGCUUUACAUGUUGAAUUGAGGAUUAUAGCACCACAGGAAGCCAUUUCUUAAUUUGUCUUUCAGAUAAUGCAUCAUUCUGUUUGUUUGUUUUAUGUACAUGAUGAUUGUAAUAAUAGCACCAACAAACUGAGAAAAGGACGACUCAUUGUGUUUUUUUUGUUUUGGUUUGCUUUGUGAUUAGACAUGAUAAUUCGAAUGUUUGUGUUAUGUAAAAUAUUGAUAAUUC
Durio zibethinus is the source of this 2071-nucleotide messenger RNA. Its product is annotated as synaptotagmin-1-like. Gene Ontology annotation, cellular component: endoplasmic reticulum. NCBI's taxonomy places the organism in Eukaryota, Viridiplantae, Streptophyta, Magnoliopsida, Malvales, Malvaceae. Gene Ontology annotation, molecular function: lipid binding. The record is from RefSeq and is a predicted model, not a curated record.